This is a messenger RNA of Beauveria bassiana ARSEF 2860, 2670 nucleotides long. RefSeq names its product transmembrane GTPase fzo1. Gene Ontology annotation, cellular component: mitochondrial outer membrane. The transcript has a single exon. The record is from RefSeq and is a predicted model, not a curated record. Bases 1 to 2670 code for a protein of 889 amino acids. Gene Ontology annotation, biological process: mitochondrial fusion. Gene Ontology annotation, molecular function: GTP binding; GTPase activity. NCBI's taxonomy places the organism in Eukaryota, Fungi, Ascomycota, Sordariomycetes, Hypocreales, Cordycipitaceae.
AUGAGCCAGGAGUACGCCAACGGUAAGGGCAAAGCCCCUGCGUCCCAGGACACUCAACCCGACACCAACAACACCGCUCGCCAUCCAAACGAAACAAAGUUCAUGACGGUCGGCAACGGUGCCGCUUCGGAACACGCGGCACGCCUGCAGCAUCUGAUAGACGUCGACUCUGGAUAUGGUGGAAGCAUUGCCGGAGAUGAGCAGGCCGCCAUGGCCGGUGGAAACUGGGAUGCGCCAAUGCAGCACGAGCGGCAGUCCGGAGUCGUCCAUCAGAUCUGGUACAAUCGCCAGCGCACUGCCCUCGGCCGCUCCCUAAACAAGGUUCUAGAGCUAUUGAAUAGCCUGCAAGAAAUCAACACUUCAUGGCCUGCCCACUAUCCCUCCGUACAACGCUCCGACCUCGAAGCCAAUGCCACUCGACCAGGCCUGCAGCGCAUCAGCACCAUGGCCCCCGAUGCGGCCAGCUCAACUUCUUCCAUGCAAGCCCAGCCACCAAUGCUCAGACGUGCCAUGACGUCUUUGCAAGACCACAUCGCCGAGUCUAGUAACGUCGCCGAGCGAAGAGCAGUACCCGAACCCCGACUUGUGUCGCCACAAAUCGCACAAGAAUUCUCCAUCCUCAAACUCGAUCUAAAACUCGGGUCGUUGAACCACACCGAGCUAGUCCACUCUCUGGAGAAGCAUUCGAUUGCUGCUCUGCUCGAUGGCAAGAUUAGCUCCAGCAUCAAACAUUUGAUAUCUCUCCGAGAACGCAUUGAAGAUACAACAAGUAAAGUGCUCAUCACUGGAGACUUGAACGCCGGCAAAUCAACUUUCUGCAACGCCCUUCUUCGUCGAAAGCUGUUACCUGAAGACCAGCAGCCGUGCACCGCCAUCUUUUGCGAAGUUCUCGAUGCAAGGGAAAAUGCUGGCUUGGAGGAAGUCCAUGCCGUUCACAAGAACGCCACUUACAACCGAAACGACGAGAGCACUUAUGACGUUUUCACCCUGAUGGACCUCGAAAAGAUUGUCGUCGAUAAUGAGACAUAUACACAAUGCAAGAUCUUUGUCAAGGACAGCAGAGCGAUUGAUGAAUCUUUGCUCAACAAUGGUGUCGUCGAUAUCGCUUUGAUCGACGCGCCAGGUCUCAACUCAGACAACACAAAGACCACUGCCAUCUUCAGCAGACAAGAAGAAAUCGACGUGGUAGUCUUUGUUGUUUCGGCCGCCAACCACUUCACACAGUCCGCGGUAGACUUCAUUACAACAGCUGCCGCUGAAAAGGCCUAUAUUUUCAUGGUCGUCAACGGCUUCGACAACAUACGAGACAAAGAGCGCUGCCAAAAAAUGAUUUUGGAUGGAGUUGGCAAGCUCAGCCCGCGCACGAGAAAGGAGUCUGAUGAGCUAGUCCACUUCGUGUCCAGCAAUGCCAUCCCGGUUGGCCCGUCGCCUCCAGGAGGCCCAGGCGGCAGCGGAAGCUCCAGCGGUGGCGGCGGUGGUGAUGACCCAGACGACGGCGGCAAGGGUAAAGGCAAGGACAUGGACAAAAUUCGGGACUUUGAGGCUCUGGAGCAGUCUCUCCGCAGAUUUGUUCUAGAGAAGCGGGCGAGGUCCAAGCUUGCUCCCGCCAAGACAUAUCUCGUCAACAUUCUCAACGAUGUCAAUACUCUUGCCAGUGUUAACCGAGACGUCGCCCAGUCCGAGAUUGACCGUGUUACCCGUGAGCUCAGAGAACUGGAACCCCAGCUCGAAUCAAGCAAGAAAGCAAGAACCGAGGUUGACGACCAGGUCAACACCAGUAUCGAAAUCACAUGCAAGGAAGUCUACGAUGAUACACGCUCUCAACUUACCACGGCCAUUACAGAGUCUGGCAAUGCCAAUUACGACAUUGCAUAUCCAGGGCUGUUUGGUGCCUUUUCCUACGCCGACGACCUGAAGGAGGCCAUGUUGUCGCAGAUCUCGGAAGCUGUCCACAUUUGCGAGGACCGCGCCAGACAGAGGACAAUGCGUGGUGUCAAUACCAUCAAGCAACUGGGCUUACUGCACAUUGGGGACGAAUUCCAAAAUUUGCACUUCAAGCCCGAUGUCAUGUUUCGUCGCAAGCGUGAUGCUCUUGCGCGCAACGUUCACAUUUCUACCGAGGUUUGGGACUUUUUCGAUUGGUCCACAAUUGUGCAUAAGCAAGAGAAACUUGCCAGCACCAGUAUGGCCUUGACAGUCGCGGGUGCCGUGGUGCCACGCAUGAUGGGUAUGGGCAACUGGAUGGAUCAGGCUCUCACAGCAAGCAAGGUCCUGAGCAACGACAACCUGCGCCAGCUGAUUCUGCCCGGUAUCGUCAUUGCCGCCGUCGCCGCGUCUGCCUACGUUCUCCAGCAGAUUCCCAAGUCCCUGCCUCCUCGCCUCGCGGCCAAGAUUACGCAGCAGCUGGCCGACAUGGACUAUGUCCACGGCAACUCGGCCCGCAUUGCCUCGUCAGUCCGCAAGGUCCUCCGCUACCCAGCUGACAACCUGCGCGUGCGUCUCGAGCAGAGCGUCAAGGAGCUCGACCACCGCCGCGACGAGACCGUCCAGACGCGUGCCGAGAGUGAGCGUGCCGCCAACUUUUUCGGCGACCUCGCCCUCAAGAGCGAGAUGGAGCGCAGCAAGGUCAACGAUGUCGACCUCGAGACACCACCGCAAGGCGUGCAGUAA